AUGACGAUGAUUAGAGCUAAUAUUGAGGAGGACCGUGAGGCAACCAUGGCAAGAUUCCUGCAUGGACUAAACAAGAAAAUUGCCGACUUAGUGGAUCUACAUCAUUAUGUCGACAUGGAAGAUAUGUUACACAUGGCGGUGAAGAUUAAAAGGCAAGUGAAGUCUAAAAGCCCCAAGAAUAAUUUGUCUUCCACUACCUCUACAUGGAAGUCGACUUGGAAGGGAGGAGACAAAAGCUUCAACAAAUUCAAAGACUUCACCAAAGUUGAUAAAGAAAGGGGGAAUGUCAAAGGAAAAGAAAAAGAGAAGAGCGAGGAUCCAACAACUAACUAA
Molecule: messenger RNA, 333 nt
Organism: Ricinus communis (castor bean)
Lineage: Eukaryota; Viridiplantae; Streptophyta; Magnoliopsida; Malpighiales; Euphorbiaceae
Exons: 1
Coding region: 1-333 (110 amino acids)
Source: RefSeq, a predicted model, not a curated record